Molecule: messenger RNA, 3716 nt
Organism: Pongo pygmaeus (Bornean orangutan)
Lineage: Eukaryota; Metazoa; Chordata; Mammalia; Primates; Hominidae
Gene: ZNF649
Product: zinc finger protein 649
Exons: 5
Coding region: 1610-3289 (559 amino acids)
Biological process (GO): regulation of transcription by RNA polymerase II
Cellular component (GO): nucleus
Molecular function (GO): RNA polymerase II cis-regulatory region sequence-specific DNA binding; DNA-binding transcription factor activity, RNA polymerase II-specific
Source: RefSeq, a predicted model, not a curated record
AAACAUCUUGGUGCAUUAAAGAGCAGUAUUGCCGCCAGCAUGUCUCACCUCCAGCCCUAAGGCGAUUUUCUCCUAUCUCAGUAGAUGGAACAUACAAUCGGGUUUUACACGGAGACAUUCCAUUGCCCAGGGAUGAGCAGGAGACAGAGGCCUUCCUCUUUUCUCAACUGCAAGGAGGCCUUCCUCUUUUACUAAUCAUCCUCAGCACAGACCCUUUACGGGUGUUGGGCUGAAGGAUGGUCAGGUCUUUCCCUUCCCACGAGGCCAUAUCUCAGACUAUCACAUGGGGAGAAACCUUGGAUAAUACCUGGCUUUCCUGGGCGGAGGUCCCUGUGGCCUUGUGCAGUGUAUUGUGUCCCUGGGUACUUGAGAUUAGAGAGUGGUGAUGACUUUUAACAAGCAUACUGCCUUCAAGCAUUUGUUUAACAAAGCACAUCCUGCAAAGCCCUAAAUCCAUUAAACCUUAAGUCAACACAGCACAUGUCUCUGUGAGAACAGGGUUGGGGGUAGGGUUACAGAUUAACAGCAUCUCAAGGCAGAAGAAUUUUUCUUAGUACAGAACAAAAUGGAGUUUCUUAUGUCUACUUCUUUCUACAUAGACACAGUAACAGUCUGAUCUCUCUUUCUUUUCCCCACAGUGCACUGUUGUUGGUGCUCCAACUUCACAGUGCAGGGGUUGAGGUGUCAGCAGAGGGAACACAUCAGUGCCAUUUCACUGUCUCCUGUGUCAAAGCAAAAUGAAAAUGCAGACCAGACUUCAAAAACUCCUGAGCAAACAAAACCCAGUAGGCCUUAAAAACAGCCUUAACCUUGCUUAACCUGCAAACAUAAGCAACAAUUCACUUGAGUCAUUUCUGGUAAACGCUUGUGUUAGGGAAGGACAAAACUCAAUCUCAACCGAUCAAAAGCGGCCAACUCACAUACUAUUAUGUCAUUAGGGACUUUCCAAGGCAAAUUUUAAAAAAAGCAUUUUUAUAAUUGUAACUAAUCAAAUAAUUUCUUUGUUUUACUCCUUCACUCACCCUGUGAAUACUUGCGUCUAAUGCUUUAAGAUAGAAGCGCGAGACUUCUUUUGGUUUGAUGCUUCCUAAUUCAUGAAUUGCUGUUUGUUCAGAUAAACUCCAGAAAAUGUUCCUGUGCUUCAGAUUUUUGCUUUCAGGAGAGUCAUCCCGGUUUAAUGAUACAAGAAACAACUGUUUCCCUUCUGUACGUCAGAUCUACCAAGAUGGCCGCGCCCAGAGAGCCGUGGCUCAGGGCGCGGACAUGUUACCUCCUCCAAGCAAAGCCUAAGUCCCAUAGUCCUAGGCACUGCAGAAUUAACUCGCGCCCUCGUGGACCGCCGGAAGCCGGGGCCAAUGCCGGAGUUUAAGGGCCAGAAAAGGAAGCAUUCAGGGAAUUUAGGUGUAGCCAGAAGGAAAUCAGGUCCUGGCUCCCCAGAGGCAAGAGAGUUCAAGUGAAGGAAGGAGGAGGUUCCUGGAUGUGGAUGUCCUCAUUUCUGGGAACACUCUUAAAUGGAGACUCAGAUUUCUUAGCCAAAAUUUAGGGAGGAUCCAGAAGAAACCAAAGAAGAAGCAUCCCAGUUCUUGGGUAUUUCCUGAAACAGAAGAAAAUGACAAAGGCCCAGGAAUCACUGACCCUGAAGGAUGUGGCUGUGGACUUCACCUGGGAGGAGUGGCAGCUCCUGGGCCCUGCUCAGAAGCGUCUGUACCGGGAUGUGAUGUUGGAGAACUACAGCAACCUUGUGUCAGUGGGGUAUCAAGCCAGCAAACCUGAUGCCCUCACCAAGUUGGAACAAGGAGAACCUCUAUGGACAUUAGAAGAUGAAAUCCACAGUCCAGCCCAUCCAGAAAUUGAGAAAGCUGAUGAUCAUCUGCAGCAGCACUUGCAAAACCAAAAAAUACUGAAGAGGACAGGACAACGCUAUGAACAUGGAAGAACUUUGAAAUCAUAUUUAGGUUUAACCAACCAGAGCAGAAGAUACAACAGAAAGGAGCCUGCUGAGUUUAAUGGAGAUGGAGCUUUUCUCCAUGAUAAUCAUGAACAAAUGCCUAUGGAAAUUGAAUUCCCUGAAAGUAGAAAACCCAUCAGCACCAAGUCACGAUUCCUUAAACAUCAGCAAACACACAACAUAGAGAAAGCCCAUGAAUGCGCUGACUGUGGGGAAGCUUUCCUCAAGAAGUCACAGCUCACUAAGCAUAAGAGAAUUCACACAGGAAAGAAACCCCACGGGUGUAGCUUUUGUGGGAAAACCUUCUACAAGAAGUGCAGGCUCACUGAACAUGAGAGAGUUCACAAAGGAGAGAAACCCUACGGGUGUAGCUUGUGUGGGAAAGCCUUCUCCAAGAAGUACAGGCUCACUGAACACGAGAGAGCUCACAGAGGAGAGAAACCACAUGGGUGCAGUGAAUGUGGGAAAGCCUUCCCCAGGAAAUCUCAGCUUACUGAACAUCAAAGGAUUCACACGGGAAAUAAGCCCCAUCAAUGCAGCGAAUGUGGGAGGGCUUUCUCCAGAAAAUCACUACUCAGUGUACAUAAGCGAACUCAUACAGGAGAGAAGCCUCAUGUAUGCAGUGAAUGUGGAAAAGGCUUCAUUCAGAAGGGCAAUCUCAACAUACAUCAACGAACUCACACUGGAGAGAAACCUUAUGGAUGUGUUGACUGUGGUAAGGCCUUCAGCCAGAAGUCUUGCCUUGUAGCACAUCAGAGAUAUCAUACAGGAAAGACCCCCUUUGUAUGUCCUGAAUGUGGGCAACCCUGUUCACAGAAGUCAGGACUCAUUAGACAUCGGAGAAUUCACUCAGGAGAGAAACCCUAUAAAUGCAGUGACUGUGGGAAAGCCUUCAUUACAAAGACAAUGCUCAUUGUACAUCACAGAACUCACACGGGAGAGAGACCCUAUGGCUGUGAUGAGUGUGACAAAGCUUACUUCUAUAUGUCUUGCCUUGUUAAACAUAAGAGAAUACACUCAAGGGAGAAACGGGGGGAUUCAGUGAAGGUGGACAAUCCUUCCACAGCAAGUCACAGCUUAAGUCCUAGUGAACACAUGCAGGGGGAAAGCCCUGUUAAUAUGGUAACUGUGCAGACACCUUCUGUGACCCCACAGAUGCCAUUUAACAUCAGCAGGCUCCUAGCAGAUAGGAACGUAGUCCUUGUGGGACAGCCACUUGCCAGAUGUGUACCCUCAGGAGAUAAUAGAAGCUUUGCACAGGACAGAAGGCUUACAAAUGCAGUGAAUGUGGUCGUGCCUUCAGUCAUCAAUUACAUCUUCUUUUAUAUUACAAACACAUAAUUUAAAACUACAUUAAAUGCAGAAAAGCCUUGAGCAAAAGUAUCUAGUUGAUUAUCUGGUUAAGUCCUCCUUCAUAAGAUUUCAAGCUUAUGUUUCAAUACAAAGCUUGAAAUCAUGUGAAUGCAGAUACUAGGAAAGCCUCUUUUGGAAGAGGGACCCUAUUAUUGGUGAUCAUCAUGGCAACAGUGAGCUCAUAGUGGGUAGAAAUACAGUGAUGGUGGGAGAGCCUUUGUCCUUUAGAGGUGUCAGUACACACUGGAGAAAAACUCCUGGAAGGUAGUGAAUGUGGCAGCAUUUUCAGUGGUAAAUUCUGCCACAUCCUUUAGCAGGUGAAAUCAUACAGAAAUAAAACACUGUGAGCCCACUACUGUAAAGUGCCUUUAACAAAAUAUUAAAUUACUCUUGAAACAAAGAAGCCCUGCAGAAA